Molecule: messenger RNA, 1437 nt
Organism: Symbiodinium sp. CCMP2456
Lineage: Eukaryota; Dinophyceae; Suessiales; Symbiodiniaceae
Source: the annotation of a GenBank genome assembly
AUGAGGAGGAUCGAAGAUUGCGGGAAGCAGCCAUUGAGCACCGAAAGAAGGCGCAAGACGAGAGGGCUGCAACCACGUAGCCACGCGGAGCAGUGGGAGGCCGAUGUGGCUGAGAAGUGGGCUGAAAACAGCCUGCAGCGGGAGAAGGAGUAUGUGAGCAGUGUGAGGGAUGCAGCCGAGAAGAGAGCAGCCACCAUCCAUGGUGUGACCGGGGAUCGUGUUCAGAAGAGCCAGGAGCUCCUUUCGGCUUCCAAGCAGCAAGAGCAAGCUGUGAAGCUGCACUUUCACAGACAGCUGGAGACGAAGGCGCUACACCUGCGUGUCAGAUGCCUGGAAGCACUCGUGGCAGCCCAGGCUUCCGAGAUUGCGCGACUCACCCAGGAGCUCUCUGACUUCGGCAUGCCAGGGCGGGCCCGCAGUCGAACCCCAGCGAGGGGUCGAACGGCGCGUUUGAGCCCGCCUCCCGAAGAAGAGCCGAGAACACCCACGAAGCGAGGGCGGCCUCAGCUCACCGAAGAUGCCCCGACGGCGCACAAGACCCGUCGCCUAUGCACUUCGGAUGAUGGCAACGCGUCACAGAAUGGGAAGGAGCGAGAAGCUGCCGUGGCCGCAGCCAAGCUCCCUGCCGCCAAGGCCGCAGCCACGCAGAUCACGGACUUCAUCGUGGAUCCAUGCGCGCUGGAGCAUGGCAGCGGCACUGGCCCCAUGCAGAGUGCAGUGUCCGAGUCUGGGCUUGCAGAAGCCACAUUUAGCAGCGGCACAGCCGGUGAAGUUGCCAGCGAGACCGCGACGUCUCAGGACAAAAGCUCCCAGGGGUCCCAGAACCUUCCGGCGCUGCUUCUGAACAAGGUGGCCGGGGUGGGUCGGGCUUCGGCCAAAGCGGACGAGGCAAAGCCGGAGACGGAGAUGCAGGAGGUGACCGGUGAGGUCGCCGAGACCUGCGCCGAGCUGACGACUGCGACGCCUCCGACUGUGGAACUCAAGGAGGUGGCUCUGGAGUCAACGCCACGUGACGCCGCACCGAACAUCCUGGUGCCCGCUGCAGACCUUGAGGUUCAAAGCGCCCCUGCGCUCGACAGCGAGACGGCUGUGCACAUGGAGGCAGACCAGCCAGCCGUCGGCCGUAGCCCUGGCCGUGGGCCGCCCUUGGACCUUACAGGUCUGGUCAGCACGCUGUUUGAGCGCGCUGGCCACAUCCCUUCGUUCGCCGAAUGGAUGAUGGCGAAGGAGAUGCUGGAGCGCGCGACCCACGACCAAAGCAUGCUCGAGGCGCAGUUCGACGAGCUUCUGGUCGAUCUGCGCCUGAGCAUGCGCGAGCGGCAGGAAGCAGAGGCGGCUGAGGAAGCCAGCGCCAAGCAGGCAGCCGCUGCUGCAGCGGAUGUGGUGGAAGCAAAGAACGUUCCACCAGCCGCGGUGGUGAGAGCACGUCCAGCUGAG